AACCUUGCUACAUAUAAACUUCUUGGCACCUUUAUUUAUGGUUCUACUCUGGGUAAAACCAAUCGCUAAGGACUACAUUAUGAACCCACCUUUGGGCAAAGAGAGCAUCCCUUUGAUGUCAGAAGACACAUUUGACACUGUGAGGUUGUGGAUUAUAAUCCUGUUGUGUGCUUUACGGUUGGCUAUGAUGCGUCAUCAUUUACAGGCGUAUCUGAAUUUAGCCCAGAAAAGUGUGGAUCAGAUGAAAAAGGAAGCUGGCAGAAUAAGUAUGGUUGAUUUACAGAAAAUGGUGGCUCGGGUAUUCUAUUAUCUUUGUGUAAUUGCACUGCAGUAUGUUGCACCAUUGGUAAUGCUUCUUCACACAACUCUGCUCUUGAAAACACUAGGUAAUUAUUCUUGGGGCAUCUACCCGGAAUUGAAUUCUGACACUCCAGUAGAAAGCAGUCUGCUUCCCAGUUCAGUUUAUUCUGAGUCUCCACCUGCUGAUGGAAAGAUGAAAGUAACUGUAGUACAAAUAACAAUGGCUUUGGGAAGCCUAAAGAAUAUUUUCACUCCUCUCCUGUUCCGGGGACUCCUGUCUUUCCUCACCUGGUGGAUUGCUGCUUGCCUCUUUUCUACAAGCCUUUUUGGGCUUUUCUAUCACCAGUACCUGACUGUGGCAUGA
Apaloderma vittatum (bar-tailed trogon) is the source of this 664-nucleotide messenger RNA. RefSeq names its product transmembrane protein 161B-like. Lineage: Eukaryota; Metazoa; Chordata; Aves; Trogoniformes; Trogonidae. The transcript has 4 exons. The record is from RefSeq and is a predicted model, not a curated record. The annotation marks the transcript as partial.